ACCUCUCUGUUCAACGUAAACUGCCUCUCCCAUACUCUGGCUCUCGAAAUGGUGAACCAGAAGCGAAGGGCUGGAAGGAAGAAGUUCCAGGAGACUCGUCAUCCAACAUACAAAGGCGUGAGGCAAAGAAACGGCAAGUGGGUUUGCGAGCUUCGGCAACCUAACAACAACAAAGCACGCUUGUGGCUCGGCACUUUUGCCAACCCUGCCACGGCUGCCAUAGCCCACGACGUCGCUGCUCUUUCUUUCAAGGGCGAUUCUGCGUCCCUGAAUUUCCCUGACGCUGCCUCCUCCUUGCCCCUUAAUCCACACACCUCCUCCCUCAGGUCCAUCCAGUUCGCGGCCAUGGAAGCGGCUGAGAAGCGUCUCUGCGGUGACGAUGCUGGGAAAAACGUCUCGGCUUUGUCUCUGGACUGUAACUCUGAGUACUCGGAAGCAUUAGAAGAAGGAGGGGACGCGGCGGCGAGGAGCAUGUAUUGGGAUGAAGAAGAGGUAUUUAACAUGCCUGCACUCAUGAACAGUAUGGCAGAAGGGUUGAUCAUCACACCGCCAGCCUUGCAGAGAGGCUUCAACUGGGAUGACAUCGAAACUACCACCGACUUGACUCUCUGGGGAGACUGA
Messenger RNA from Neltuma alba, 621 nucleotides. Its product is annotated as dehydration-responsive element-binding protein 1C-like. Gene Ontology annotation, biological process: regulation of DNA-templated transcription. The annotation marks the transcript as partial. Gene Ontology annotation, molecular function: DNA binding; DNA-binding transcription factor activity. NCBI's taxonomy places the organism in Eukaryota, Viridiplantae, Streptophyta, Magnoliopsida, Fabales, Fabaceae. The record is from RefSeq and is a predicted model, not a curated record. The transcript has a single exon.